GUCUGAGUUACGUCUUUCUCUUUUCUUCUGCAUCUCAUUUGUCCUCCUUUUUUUGUUUAUUCAUCACCCUCUCGAUAAUUUUUCUUGUAUUCCAUAGAAUUAUCCAGAUUAAAAACAUGGCAGCUCCGAUUCGAUCCUUCGAGCUGAACACUGGUGCCAAAUUACCUUCGGUCGGUCUCGGAACAUACGCCUUGGUCCCGGCAACGAUCGAACAGGCGAUUAAGAUUGGAUACAGACAUAUCGACUGUGCUUCCAUAUACGGUAACGAGAAAGAGAUUGGUAGUGUAUUGAAGAAGCUCAUAGAUGAUGGUUUCGUGAAGCGUGAGGAGUUAUUCAUCACUUCGAAACUCUGGUUUGCCUUCUUUUCCUACCAUCUUUUCUCUUGUGGACAUGCUUUUUUUUUUUUGGUUUGCACACACAUAUGUUCAUUGUUCUGCAGGUGCAAUGAUCAUUUGCCUGAAGAUGUCCCUAAAGCACUGGACAAAACAUUGCAUGACUUACAAAUUGACUACGUUGAUUUAUAUCUGAUACAUUGGCCAGUGAGCUUGAAGAAGGAAUCACGUGUGCCAACACCUGAAACACUCACAAAACCUGACUUACCAAGUACAUGGAAAGCAAUGGAAGCUCUCUAUCACUCUGGAAAAGCUCGGGCCAUCGGUGUGAGCAACUUCUCUUCCAAGAAGCUCGUUGAUCUUCUAAACGUGGCACACGUAGUCCCUGCUGUUAACCAAGUGGAAUGCCACCCAGUGUGGCAGCAACAAAGUCUUCAUGAACUAUGCAAAUCCAAAGGAGUUCACUUAUCCGGUUACUCUCCAUUGGGUUCACAAUCUAAGGGAGAAGUCAGGUUAAAGGUUCUUCAGAACCAGAUUGUCGCCGAGGUUGCAGAGAAACUUGGAAAGACCACCGCUCAAGUGGCUCUUCGUUGGGGACUCCAAAUGGGUCAUAGUGUCCUACCAAAGAGCUCGAGCGAGGCUAGACUCCAGGAGAAUCUUGAUGUUUUUGACUGGUCCAUACCUGAAGAUCUGCUUGUCAAGUUCUCCAACAUUCCUCAGGAGAAGUUAGUCCCAGGUGCUGAUUUCGUGCAUGAGACGAAUGGCUUCUAUAAGACCAUUGAUGAGCUAUGGGACGGUGAAAUCUGAAAAGCUUCAUCUAGACGUUAAGGACAUCGAAUUAUUUUCUGUUUAAUAAAUCCUUCAUGUUUGUUAUCGGUUAGAAACACUACAUGAAACUUCCCAAGCUUUGGAAACUGUUUACUUAGUUCAGUCUUCAAACAAUAGACUGUGUACUACGAAUUCAUCAUAACUGCUUUAGUCCAACCUGCGAAUAUAUCCUUCAUAUUUUAGCGUUGAAAA
Eutrema salsugineum is the source of this 1352-nucleotide messenger RNA. Its product is annotated as aldo-keto reductase family 4 member C8. Gene Ontology annotation, cellular component: cytosol. Lineage: Eukaryota; Viridiplantae; Streptophyta; Magnoliopsida; Brassicales; Brassicaceae. The transcript has 6 exons. The record is from RefSeq and is a predicted model, not a curated record. Bases 117 to 1139 code for a protein of 340 amino acids. Gene Ontology annotation, molecular function: aldose reductase (NADPH) activity.